CUGUUCCACAAUGGAUGGGGGAGAUGGUACUGCUGACCUGGUGAUUAACAAGAGGUUUGUGUCCGAAUCGGAGCUAGAGGAGCGGCGGAAGAGAAGGCAAGAAGAAUGGGAAAAGGUCCGAAAACCUGAGGAUCCAGAAGAAUGCCCGGAGGAGGCGUACGACCCGCGGUCGUUGUACGAAAGGCUCCAGGAGCAGAGAGAAAAGAAGCAGCAGGAGUUUGAGGAGCAAUUUAAAUUCAAAAACAUGGUGAGAGGCUUGGACGAAGACGAGACACAUUUCCUCGACGAGGUUUCUCGGCAGCAGGAGCUCCUGGAGAAGCAACGAAGAGAGGAAGAGCUGAAAGAACUGAACGAAUACAGAAGCACUCUCACCAAAGUGGGAGUCAGCGUGGACCCAAAGAAGGAAACUGAGAAGAAACUGCCCGUGAAGGCAGUGGAAAACAAGAACAAAUUCUCUCAGGCAAAGCUGUUGGCAGGAGCUGUGAAACACAGAAGGUACCACCGCUCCCUCGCUCACAUCGUUUCGCGCAGGUUCGC
Apaloderma vittatum (bar-tailed trogon) is the source of this 537-nucleotide messenger RNA. RefSeq names its product family with sequence similarity 192, member A (gene PSME3IP1). The annotation marks the transcript as partial. Lineage: Eukaryota; Metazoa; Chordata; Aves; Trogoniformes; Trogonidae. The transcript has 5 exons. Gene Ontology annotation, cellular component: nucleus. The record is from RefSeq and is a predicted model, not a curated record.